AUGAUAGAAUUGGAGAUAAAUCGACAAAAAGAGAACAGUCGGUAUUCUAGAACCUUCAGGCGAUUGUCACUGUCUUUAGCAGAGAUCGAGAUCAGACAGAACCAUUUCGACAAAGCCAAAGCGCUUCUGGACGACAUCCUGAUUCUGUACGAUACACUUGCUGAACCAGAUGUCGAUGACAAAGUUGGGCAUGUGCGAGCACUGAUAUCCCGGGCGCGAAUCUCGUCGUUCCCAGAAGCAGAAGGCUACUGGACUACCGCUCUGCUCCAGAACGAAAUUUACAAUCCAGGAGAGGAGGAGGUCUUCACAUGCGGUGUGAUCUAUCUGUUCAUUGCUUUCAUACGUGUCAAGUGUGGUGACUGGAGUGGAUCGCAAGGUAUGUUGAAGAAGGCAAUCGAGGUCAUUCGCGCUAGACGUCCUCAAUUCUUGAUUCCUGGUCUGGGGACAUAUCUGUUUGACUAUGUAAGAUCGGAAUUGGAGGACGUGGUCGACUUCUCUUUGCCAGAUGGGGCUUGGUAA
Cercospora beticola is the source of this 519-nucleotide messenger RNA. RefSeq lists its product as uncharacterized. Lineage: Eukaryota; Fungi; Ascomycota; Dothideomycetes; Mycosphaerellales; Mycosphaerellaceae. The record is from RefSeq and is a predicted model, not a curated record.